AAGAAAACUGAUCAUAAUUGUAAGUGAGCGAGGACUGGUCAAUAAAUCGUUAAAACAUCGCCGACCCAUGUUGUAGUUUGUAACUUGUGUCGGCUACAAAAACACUGGGUUGCACAGACUGAUUUCGUCCUCCGUUGAAGACUCCACUGCAUUUUCUCUCUCCAUGUCCUGAAGUGAGAGAGAGAGAGAGAGAGAGAGAGAGAGGAUCUAAUGGAGUACGAGAGGAUUCACAAAGUUCAGAGUGGUAUAAUAUCUCCAAGUAAAUUGAGGAUUAAGCUAAUAAGGGCAGCUGCUCAGCAUCAAAGGAAGAAAGAUGGAUCAAAUAAUAACUCAAUGAAAACAUCUCCUUCCAAGCUUGAGGAUUAUUACACCUGGCUGCUCUUCAUUGAAUACGCUGUGCCUUACUGCACCUUGUGCCUAGGCAAUCUGGUGGUAGAUGUUGGCCAAGGGAAUCAGAGUUCAUGCCAGCCAAGGGAAAAUAUCAAAAUGCAGCAAUUUUCUAAGUGUGAUAGUGGUAAUUCAAGUUCAGUUCACCCAAUGCGAACAUUCGAAGAUGAAAAUCUUGAUUAUGAUAGUAAUGCUAGUUCAUCUAGCUUUGAGUUUCAUAAAGGAGAACGAUUACUACACAAUUCUAUAAAUAGAUCACUAUCGAGACCUAUGCCGUCUAAGUGGAACGAUGCAGAGAAAUGGAUAAUGAAUAGGCAAAAUAAUAUGCAAGCUAAUUAUUCUAAGAAAUCUCAUCUACAAAGUCAAGCAACUCGGUUACCGAUCACAAAUACAGUGAGAGUUGCUCCGGACUCUGCUAGUUAUGAUCAAAAGCUGUCAGUUAAGUUGGUUGAUUUCUGUCAAACAACAUCUCAAAUGGGCUUUGAGAAGUUCUCUUUUGGUCAAACCAAUGGGGCAAAUGCAGUAAUUGAUCUGUAUCCUCAGAGUAAGGAUUUGAAGGAAGUGGACAACAGGGACGCAUCUUGUACAAAGAGUUCAAUUGAAGAUACCACAGAUCUUCCUGCCAUAAGAUCAGUUUGUAUGAGAGAGAUGGGUACAGAAAUGACCCCUAUUCCAAGUCAAGAGCCUUCAAGGACCGCAACCCCUGUGGGGGCCACAACACCGCUUCGCAGCCCAACUUCUUCAAUCCCAUCUACUCCUCGAGGAGGAGCACCGGGACCCACCCCUAAUGGGCAAACCACUGAUGACAAGUCAUCAGAGCAUAGCAAAAAAGAAUUGUCAGAGCAAGAAUUAAAGCUCAAAACAAGGAAGGAGAUAUUAGCCCUUGGUGUCCAACUAGGCAAAAUGAAUAUUGCUGCCUGGGCAAGUAAAGAUGAGAAGGAAAAGAAUUCCUGUGCGCCUGAAACAAUGGAUCAACGGAUUGAAUUUGAAAAACGUGCAGCUGCAUGGGAGGAAGCUGAAAAAUCCAAACACACCGCAAGAUACAAGCGUGAAGAAAUCAAGAUCCAAGCGUGGGAAAGUGAGCAGAAAGCAAAACUUGAGGCAGAGAUGAGGAGAAUAGAGGCCCGAAUUGAACAAAUGAGAGCACAUGCUCAAGCAAAGAUGGUGAGGAAGAUAGCAAUAGCAAGGCAAAAAUCAGAAGAAAAAAGGGCUGCAGCUGAAGCCAGAAGAAAUGAACAGGCAGAGAGAAGCUCAGCUCAGACAGAAUACAUUCGCCGAACAGGUCGAAUUCCAUCAUCAUCAACCUUCAUCUGUUGUGGUUGGUUUUCGUGACUCUGCAAAUAUUCUGUUGCUUCUCCAUACAAUCACUUAGCAAAAUUAGCCUCUUUUGUUUGUACUCUGUUUUGGAUUUCAUCAUGAAAAGGAGUGUUGUCCUUUAUGUUAUUCAUUCCAUGCUUGUAUUUACUGAGAAAACCUCAGUGUAAGUUGUCUCAUGAAAUGAAUUUUACAUUUGAUGCACA
Messenger RNA from Camellia sinensis, 1907 nucleotides. Lineage: Eukaryota; Viridiplantae; Streptophyta; Magnoliopsida; Ericales; Theaceae. The record is from RefSeq and is a predicted model, not a curated record.